This is a messenger RNA of Cladocopium goreaui, 748 nucleotides long. The record is from the annotation of a GenBank genome assembly. Lineage: Eukaryota; Dinophyceae; Suessiales; Symbiodiniaceae.
GGGCCCAAGACGUGCAACGGUCAUGUCUAUGUGGGUAUGUGGUAGCGGCUGGUAGCACUGAUGGAUGAAUUGGACUUCGAACUACUCCAUGCAAAGGUUUUAGGGGCAGAGAGUCGCCGGGAGAUGUUGCAAGGCAGAACGGGUCUGCCUCCCGUUGGCUGGUCUCCAGCCCGAGCUUCAGCACGAAUGCUUGGUGAUCAUGCAGCUAUGCCCGGCAGUAGCGCAGGAACUGCAACAGGACAUGAUCGCUUUGGACAGUGUAAUGGGAGGUUCGCCUUUGUGCUCGACCGGCUCGAAGCGCGGGUGCUGCGUGCAGGUCCCCCACCAAAGAAGGGCCCAAAGCAACCAACGCCAACGCUGCACCUAUAUGAUCUCGAGGAGCCAGUGGAGCUGCCUGAAGAACCUGAACCAACUGAUGGACCUUCUGUUCCUUUUCGUCUCACCGAAGCCAAGCUGGGACACGAGCAGACCGGUGACCAACCAUACUUCGGACGGAUCAACAUGAAGGUCACCAGUGUGACAACUAGCACCGUGGCCUUGUUCUUCUAGUCACAAUGAAGACAGCCGGGCUUGAAUAAAGUGUCUUUGUAGUUGCGCCCUGAAAUCCAACGUGCGAUACUGUGAUGUUGCGUUCUACCAGGGUAUAUUGGAUCAGGUAUUUGGAAAGCACUCUUCCGACCGACAGAAGACUCCUCAGCUUUGGAUGGUUUUCACCAAAUAGAGCUUCUUCCGAAAGGAGCGCAAAAAA